ACUAAGGAUGUGUUAUUUAGGAUAAGUGUGUUAAAAACCUGUCAAAAUUCCGCUUUUGUUUGCAAUCAAUCUGUUGCAUUCAUUUAAUUAAAAAUUUCAACUGAAAAUUUUCUAUUCGAAGCAAAUGCAAUUACUGCAAUAGAAACUAUGGGAAAAAGAAAAUCAUCGAGCAAUCCGGAGAUCGCGAAACGCAAAGCAGCUCGGCGGAAGGAGAUGAACAAACUUGCCAAAAAGCAAGCCCCGAUCACUUCGAACCUGCUGGAAAACGGGUUCACUCGGCAUGAAGUGGAAAAGCUCUGGCGUAGAUUUGCCGAACUGUUGUACGAACAUCCCAGCCUGGUUCCGGUGCGGUUUUGCUUGCCAAACUAUCCGCGCGAGUGGAUUUCCACGGAGAGCCAGAUGCAACCGUUUCGCGAUUUCAUAAACGAUUCCUUCCUGGACCAGUCCCAGUUCAGCAAGCCCGUCAGCAUCUUUUUCCAUGGUGGAUACGUGCUGGUGCUGAUGGAGGAGAACUUUAGCGCCAAUUUUGUGCGCGACUUGCUUCCCGAAAUGCGACGGGCCAUCGGAAUCGAGGCGAGGCAGCCCACGCUGCAAGAGAUUGGGAUUUUUCACGUAACCUGGGCCGACCGGAGUCCGGGAAUGUUUGGGCGAAACCGGAAGAAGUUUCACGAUGGGAGUCACCGCUGGGACGAUUGACCUUUUAAGUUUAUGCUUGGCGACAAGGGUUGAAGACAGUUGAAUUACA
Molecule: messenger RNA, 745 nt
Organism: Culex pipiens pallens (northern house mosquito)
Lineage: Eukaryota; Metazoa; Arthropoda; Insecta; Diptera; Culicidae
Exons: 2
Coding region: 148-696 (182 amino acids)
Source: RefSeq, a predicted model, not a curated record